This is a messenger RNA of Pelobates cultripes (western spadefoot toad), 779 nucleotides long. The record is from the annotation of a GenBank genome assembly. Lineage: Eukaryota; Metazoa; Chordata; Amphibia; Anura; Pelobatidae.
AUGCACUACAUUACCUAUCUACUUCUUGGUAAGGUAGAAAUUUUGUGCUGAACUGCACCCAAAAUAUGAGUAAACCAAACAUUGUUUGUGUGAUGGGAGAGGCUCAAGUCACAAGUAUUGUUACUCUGUGGCCACAGGAAAAAUUCUAAUCGCUAUUUUUAAAACAUUGUUUUUCUGUCUGAAUUCAUAGAAAAUCUAUUGUAUGAGCCAAAACAUCAGCAAAACUCUAGAAAAGGGAAGAACAUCAGCCACACUCCACAGAAAGUAAAUGACACCAGCCACACUCCAUAGAAAAGAAAAAACAUCAGACGCACUCCACAGAAAGUAAAGGACAUCAAACACAUUCCAUAGAACCUAAAGAACAUCAGCCACACUCCACAAAAAGUAAAGAACAUCAGCCACACUCCACGGAAAGUAAAGAACAUCAGACGCUUUCCAUAGAAAGUAAAGAACAUCAGACACAUUCCAUAGAACCUAAAGAACAUCAACCAAACUCCACAAAAAGUAAAGAACAUCAGCCACACUCCACGGAAAGUAAAGAACAUCAGCUACACUCCGCAGAAAGUAAAGAACGUCAGGCGCUUUCCAUAGAAAGUAAAGAACAUCAGGCGCUUUCCAUAGAAAGUAAAGAACAUCAGACGCAUUCCAUAGAAAAUAAAGAACAUCAGGCGCUUUCCAUAGAAAGUAAAGAACAUCAGACGCAUUCCAUAGAAAAUAAAGAACAUCAGACGCAUUCCAUUGAAAGUAAAGAACAUCAGACACAUUCCAUAGAACGUUAA